This is a messenger RNA of Mercurialis annua (annual mercury), 3212 nucleotides long. Its product is annotated as histone-lysine N-methyltransferase CLF. The coding region runs from base 189 to 2942 and encodes 917 amino acids. Gene Ontology annotation, biological process: chromatin remodeling. The record is from RefSeq and is a predicted model, not a curated record. Gene Ontology annotation, cellular component: PcG protein complex. NCBI's taxonomy places the organism in Eukaryota, Viridiplantae, Streptophyta, Magnoliopsida, Malpighiales, Euphorbiaceae. The transcript has 17 exons. Gene Ontology annotation, molecular function: histone methyltransferase activity; protein binding.
ACUACUUAAUUUUCUUCUUAAAAACAAGAAAACCAAAUUUUAUAAACUUUAGGGUUUUCAACCCCACCCGCCAAAUCCUCCUCAAUCUAAUAACUUCUCCUCACGGCAUUGCUCCGCCUCCUGUAUGAACCGGAUCCCGGUUCCGAUCCUCACCGCCGAUUCGGCUCAAACUUCUCCCGCCUCCACUAAUGGCGUCGAAAGCUUCGCCGUCCAUUUCCGCUACUAGAUCGGAGCUUCCCAAGGACUCUCCGAUGAUAAAACCUCAGGAAAUAUCACUAACAGUAACAGAAAAGGAGAUAUUAACUGUUAUUGAUUCUGUAAAGGAGCAAGUUGCAGCUAACCGGUGUGUUUCAAUAAAGAAAAGAAUGGAUGAGAAUAAACAAAAGCUGGUUGGUGUUACAAACCAAUUGUAUAAGAUGUCCAAGGAGAGACGAAAUGGCUGCUGGAUACAAAUUAAUGAUAAUAGUGUUGAUUUACUAACAAAGAGGCAAAAAGAUGCCCUUGGUAUGCAUACUGGUAUUGAUUCAAGUCAUGGUGAUAAGGAUAGCAAUUACUCUCAAGAAGAUGGUCAUGCUUCUACUGCGGUUCUUUUGGGAUCGAGUAUUCCUGUCAAGAAUGCUGUUCGGCCUAUUAAGCUCCCAGAGAUCAAGAGAUUGCCCCCUUAUACUACAUGGGUCUUUUUGGAUAGAAAUCAAAGGAUGAUGGAUGAUCAGUCUGUGGUUGGGCGUAGGAGAAUAUAUUAUGAUCAAAAUGGCGGGGAAGCCCUAAUAUGCAGUGACAGUGAGGAAGAAGCAAUUGAGGAUGAGGAAGAAAAGAGAGCCUUUAUAGACUCUGAAGAUUUUGUCCUUCGCAUGACUGUCAAAGAAGUUGGUUUGUCUGACUCUGUGAUGGAAUUACUGGCACAAUGCUUUUCUAGAAGCCCUUCUGAAGUCAAGGCAAGAUAUGAAGUUCUUUCUAAGGAAGAGCAGGCUUUAGGAGAUCCACAGAUUAGAGAUGCUGAAGCACAGACAGCAAAUUCCUUUGCAGACAAAGAUCUUGAAGCUGCUUUGGAUUCUUUUGACAAUCUAUUUUGCCGUCGAUGUCUUGUCUUUGACUGUAGAUUGCAUGGAUGCUCUCAGGAUCUUGUCUUUCCUGCUGAUAAACAACAUACAUGGAACCAUCCGGUUGAGGAAAAUGUACCAUGUGGGCCACAUUGCUACAAAUCGGUUUUGAAGUCGGAAAGAAUUGAUACUGCAAAUUCUCCUGAGUGCCAUGAUAUUGGAGAAAAUUCUGUGCAGAUAUCGUUGAAGAAGAAAUCUUCUGCUCAAUCUGCCAGGAGGAGGGUGAAGUCCAGCCAAAGUGAAAGUGCUUCCUCAAAUGCAAAAAAUGUUUCAGAGAGCAGUGAUUCAGAAAUUGGACCUCAGCAAGAUGCAGCUUCUCCCUCAAAGGCUAAGCUUGGUGGAAAAUGUCAGAGGAACAGCAAGCGAGUGGCUGAACGAGUUUUAAAUUGCAUGCGUAAAAGGCAGAAGAAGACGGUGGCUUCUGAUUCCGAUUCUGUUGCUAGUGGAGGUCUUUUACAAGGUGAAGUAAAACUUAGAUCCACUUCAUGCAAAGAAAAUGAGGAUGCUAGUUCUUCUUCCCAUAAAAAAGCUAAAUCUCCAACAAAUGUACGGUCUAGGAGGAAGGAUUCAACAAUUCAGGAUGACAAUAAUUUAGUGCAGGAGGAACUUCAUGAUGUUCCUCCAAGGGAGAUCAUUGCAGAUCCACCUGCCUCUAGUAGUGAUAACACAUUAAGGAAAGAAGAGUUCAUAGAUGAAAAUGUAUGUGAAAAAGAGUUGAAUGAUAACAGAUCAUGGGGAACUUUUGAGAAAAGCCUAUUUGAGAAAGGCAUAGAGAUCUUUGGCAGGAACUGUUGUUUAAUUGCUAGAAACCUUUUGAAUGGUUUAAAGACUUGUGGGGAGGUAUUCCAAUACAUGACUUGCUCUGAUAAUCGACUGGCCUGCCUAGCAGGUGAUGCUGCAAAUUCUCUUGGUGAAGGGUAUUCCAAGUUUGACUUUAAUGGAGCGACGGGUAACAAUGAAGUAAGAAGAAGAUCAAGGUUCCUACGCAGAAGAGGAAAGGUUCGCCGGCUGAAGUAUUCUUGGAAGUCUACUGCUUACCAUUCUAUUAGAAAACGGAUUACCGAGAGAAAAGAUCAGCCGUGCCGCCAGUAUAAUCCAUGUAAUUGCGGAACUGCUUGUGGAAAGCAGUGUGCAUGUCUGCAGAAUGGCACGUGCUGUGAGAAAUACUGUGGAUGUCCAAAGACUUGCAAGAACCGAUUUAGGGGCUGUCACUGUGCUAAAAGUCAAUGUCGAAGUCGUCAAUGUCCAUGCUUUGCUGCAGAUAGGGAAUGUGAUCCAGAUGUGUGCCGGAAUUGUUGGGUCAGUUGUGGCGAUGGUACUCUUGGGAUUCCCAACCAAAGAGGUGAUAACUACGAAUGUAGGAAUAUGAAGCUUUUUCUCAAACAACAACAGAGGGUUUUACUUGGAAGAUCUAAUGUAUCUGGUUGGGGAGCUUUCUUGAAGAAUAGUGUUGGCAAACAUGAGUAUCUCGGUGAAUACACUGGAGAGCUGAUUUCACAUAGGGAAGCAGAUAAGCGUGGAAAAAUAUAUGACCGUGAAAACUCAUCAUUUCUCUUCAAUCUAAAUGAUCAGUAUGUUCUGGAUGCCUACCGAAAGGGUGACAAACUGAAGUUUGCAAACCACUCGCCAGACCCAAAUUGUUACGCAAAGGUGAUGAUGGUUGCAGGGGACCAUCGAGUGGGCAUAUUUGCCAAGGAACGAAUGAGUGCUGGAGAAGAACUUUUCUAUGAUUAUCGUUAUGAACCCGACAGAGCUCCUGCUUGGGCAAGGAAGCCUGAAGCAUCUGGAUCAAAAAAAGAAGACGGAGCUCAUACAGGUGGUCGUGCCAAGAAGGUUGCUUAAUUUGGAGUAUAUUUAUAUUCUCGAUUUGCAAAUUUAUCAUUCUUUUAUAGGUACAACUUUUGUCAUUCUAAUCGACCCCAUAGGAGCACGCAGAGUCAUUUUAUUGUCAUCUCCACCGGUAACUUCUUUGAUUUUGCUCCCAAUUAAUGUUGAUUAAUGAGCAAAUUGUAUUCAGUACAGCAAAAGAAAACUAUUAUUUCAUUGAAUCAAAUACUUUCUAACAUCAAAACAUUCAAAAAUCAAUGGUUAAGAAAAUUUGUUUCUUUUUCA